Molecule: messenger RNA, 5890 nt
Organism: Cavia porcellus (domestic guinea pig)
Lineage: Eukaryota; Metazoa; Chordata; Mammalia; Rodentia; Caviidae
Gene: Thap5
Product: THAP domain containing 5
Exons: 3
Coding region: 129-1310 (393 amino acids)
Cellular component (GO): nucleus
Source: RefSeq, a predicted model, not a curated record
UUCCGGCGUUCGUCCUCUGGGUCGGUUCUCAGCGCAGGCGCCGUGGCUCCUGGGGCCCGAGACGUGCAGCUCCUCCUCAGCUAGGAGGGCUCUGUGAGGCUCGGUUGUCCCGGGUCCUUGCAUAAGUGAUGCCCCGCUAUUGCGCAGCGACUUGCUGUAAAAACCGCCGGGGACGAAGCAAUAAAGACCGGAAACUGAGCUUUUACCCGUUUCCUCUACAUGACAAAGAAAGACUUGAAAAAUGGUUAAAGAAUAUGAAACGGGAUUCUUGGGUUCCCAGUAAAUACCAGUUCCUGUGUAGUGACCAUUUUACUCCUGAUUCUCUUGACAUCAGAUGGGGUAUUCGUUAUUUAAAACAAACUGCAAUUCCAACAAUAUUUUCUUUGCCUGAAGACUGUCAGGGAAAGGACCCUUCCAAAAAAAAAUCUCAGAAGAAAAAAUUGGAAGAUGAGACCAAAAUAUGUCCAAAAGCCAAGUCAGAAAAAUCAUUUUCCUUAAAUGAGGCAAAGAAAAAUACAAGUAACACAGAUGUGCUCCCUAAACAUGCAGAAUUACUUCAUUCAUAUGUCCUGGUGAAUCCACCAGCUCCAAAAACAGGAAAUACGCAAAAUAAUAUAUUAACUCUUAAUCUAAUUAAACAAGAUACCAAAAAAACACAAUCUACCUUGAAAGCAUCAGUCAACCAAGAUUUAAGUGAAGGUGGUUUUCACACAUCUUUUGAGAAUCGAAAUUCUGCAACUAUUACUUUGACAACUUCAAAUGCAGAAGGUAUUCAGCACCCUUUGGAAACCCAGGAAGUGCUUGAAAUAACUACCAAUCAUCUUAAUCCAAAUCUUACAAAUAAUUCCAUGGAAAUUAAUUCACAAGAAAGUCCGUUCUUAUUCAGCACAAUCAACCCAGCAGUUGAAGAAUUAAACACAAGCAAAGAAUCUCUUAUUGCCAUUUUUGUACCAGUAGAAAAUUCAAAACCUGUUGUUAAUUCUUUUAUACCAAUCCAAAAAGAAACCAUGGAAAUGGAAGACAUAGAUAUUGAAGACUCCUUAUUUAAGGAUGUAAAUCAUGGGGCAGAAGUCUUACAAAUUGAUCAUUCUUACUGCAGACAAGACAUAAAUAAGGAACAUUUAUGGCAAAAAGUUUCUAAGUUACAUUCAAAGAUAACACUCCUUGAGCUACAGGAACAAAAAACUCUAGGUAGGUUAAAGUCUUUAGAAGCACUUGUAAGCCAGCUAAAACAGGAAAACUGGCUAUCUGAAGAAAAUGUCAAAAUUAUAGAAAACCAUUUUAUAACAUAUGAAGUCACUAUGAUAUAAAGAGGUUUAUAAUUUUAAAAAUUACAUGUAAUGGAAAUUUUCCUUGUAAAGUCCUCAUUUUAAUGAAGCUACAAAAGUACUCUGUCAUGAACUAUAUCUAAUUUUGAAAAUGCACAUUAAUAACACUAAAGUUUGAGAGUUACGGGACUGAAAAAAGUUUUAUUACUUGAUAAUUUCCCAAUAAAUUUAAAAUAUUAGUGAAUAAUAGAAUUUGGUCAUAAGAUAAAAGAACUAAGAUAUGGUUGAAGCAACCCAGAAUAGUAGCAGUUUAGGUUUCACCACUGAUACAUGAUAAGCACUUUAUUAUGAUUGAAUUUCAAACCCUAAUCUGUAAAACAGGCAUUUAUGAGAUUGUUUGUUUUUAAGUCAGGGUCUCACUGCGUAGUCCAGGCUGACCUUAAACUCAUUAUGUAGCCCAAGCUGGCCUCCAACCUCAGUAAUCCUCCUACUCAGCCUCCCAAAUGCUGGUAUUACAGGCAUGUACCACCACAUCCAGCAAAUAAUGAGUUUUUUGGGCUGGGGAUUUAGCUCAGCGGCAUAAGCGCCUGCCUUGCAAGCGCUCAUUCAUGAGUUUGAUCCCUGGUACCGAUAAAAAAAUACAUAAAUAAUGAGUUUUUUGUGUCUUGAAAUUUCUGUCUGGUUUUGUUUUGGAAACAAGGUCUUCCUGUGUAGUUCAGCCUGGCCUUGAACUCACUAUGUAGUCAAGCUGGCUCCAAAUUCCUGGCAAUGCUCCUGCCUCAGUCUCCGAAGUGCUGGGAUUACAGACAUGUAUCACCACACCUAACUUUAUUCUCUUUCUAUUAAAAUACUUUCAUUAGAACAAUUUUCUUUUUUUAACUUUUAUGUUCUUUAUUAGUACAUAUUUGUCAUACCUGUUGAUGUUGAACAUAUUCAGUAUAUAACAGGUUUUCUAUAAAAUACUUACAAAAUAGUAGAAGUGGAAUAGGAUUUAUAUUAGAGUAUCCUCAGUGUUUAUUUAAUUUUGUAUUUCUUGAACUUUUGGUGUAUAAUUUUAUAUAUAUAUAUAUAUAUAUAUAGCAAAAUACUGAUAUAAUUUUAUUUCACUUGAAUUCAGCUCAUAAGAGAGGUACUUUAAACUUGAAAGUAUAUUUCCAUACUUUAUAUAUAGUUGACCAUAAUGGAUAGCUAUGUAAGUUUAACAUCUUUAUAAAAUUAUAAACCAAAAAUUCUAAUGUUCAUUUUAAAUACAUACAAAUAUAUUUUAGAAAUCAUAGUUUAUUUCAUUAUAGAUACAGCUUUUAAACUAUAUGCCCAUCAUUUUAUAAAUCCCAAAAUAAUAUUACAAAUUCUCAUUUAAGUAUAUUUUAUUAAAGUUAUGAGCAAAAAAUUAUAGAUAAGUGGUGAUGACUUAGGAAGACAAAGUUACUCUCUUAGAAAAGAGGUUUGAUUACAUAAAUAUAAAUACUGUUUAUAUAUGCAUGACUUUAAGAAAGAUAAAUGUAAAACAGACUUCUGGUAACACAAAUGUGAAAAAUUGAUGUUAUAUAAGUUCCCCGAAACUUGGUAGUCAAUAAAGUAUAUUCUUGCCUAUAAUGUUAAACAGGUUCCUAUCAUUUGAUUCUUAAUUUCCUUGUGUGUUAAAUGAAAAAUACUAUUCUAUGUCUUAAUGCUAUUGCAAAUUGUAAAAGUUAAUAAACAGUUUUUGAGCCUGGAAAAUAGGAGGUGCUCAAUAAGCAUUAGUUAACUCUGAAUGCAAAUAAUUAUUAUUUUGUAGAUGCAUUGCAAUUAUUUUUUACCUAUCUGUUUCUUCCAGUGAACAAAAUUAAGUAAUGUUAUUUGACAGUAUGUCAGCUAAUUGUAAAACAAUUAGUGGUGUCUUUAUAAGGUGACCAUGGGGGAGGGAUGACUUUUAAGUAUUCUCAUGUUGCGUUUUGUUAUUACUUAAAUAGCACCAAUGAAAAGAUGGUAACCUUAAGUCACUGUAAUGUAAUAUUUCAACUCAGUUCUUAGCAAUGUACAUAACUAAUUUCGUUUGUUUAAAUUUAGGUUCUCCAAGAGUAAUUUAUGUACCUGGCUGUAUUUUUGUUAAACUUGAUAAAUCUAAGUAAAAGGUAUUUUCUUUGACAUUGUAUAAUCAAUUAAGAAUGUUCUCAGCCUAACCCAGUUAACCUCAAGACCACAUCCUAUGUUGGUUACUUUUCUGUUGUUGCUGAGACAAAAUACCUGACACCCAAAAUGAUGGAAAGGAAAGGUUUCUUUAGCUCACACUUUUGGAGGUUUCAGUCUGUAAUUAGCUGGCUCCAAGGCAAGGUGGCAUGGCAGAGGAGCAACAGUUCACUGCAAUGGCAUAUACCAAAAGCAACACUAGCUAAAAGGGAGGAGCACAGAGAGAAGACUCUUUCCCUUAUGUUGUAUGUAGGCUACACUUGCUUAGAUGUAGCACUCACACCUAUAAUCCCAGCAUUGGGCCAUGAAUCAAUUAUGGACUCUAGAAGCCUGCAUCCCUGACUGCAUGAGGCGUUGAGGAGACAGCCAGACACAAACCAUAACACAUACAGAUGCUGGCCUGCUUUGUUUCUGAUUUGGACUACUACAGGAAUCUGUUAAAUAAUCUUAGCUGUUUUCAGUCUUUCUCCUCUGCAUCAUCCUAGAUUUUGCCAUCAGCUUUUUACCUAAACAACAGAUCUAACUCUUAUCACCACCUACCAUUUAACUUUUGUAGCUCAGGUACCUCAAAUUACUCUCUAGUACAUUUAGAAUAAAACCAAAUUGUUAUUAUUGUCUCUGUCAUCCUCUAGGAUUAUGUUUAGCUGUGUUUUACACUGGAUUUCUUAGCAUUUCUCAAAAGACUUAGACAUCUGUCCCUCUGUUUACAGCUUAUUUUUUUCUCUGAACUGAACCAUUACAUCAGAAUUAUACUUCAACACUGGUAGAAUUUUAAUCCUAUUUUACAGUCAAAAUUGAUUCUUUUGUGCCCUAUUAUACUUUUAGAGCACUAUAAUACCAUCUGUUGUAUUUUAUGUGUCAUGAUAAUAUCUAUGUUGCCUCUGACUAGAUUGUAAUUUUUUUUAAAGAAUUUACCGAUACGCUGCUCUUAGUGUGACCUUUCUCUUCCUGCAUAGCUUCCUGAGUCAUUUGACCACAAUAAAGUGACUAUCAGUUCCAAACUUGGCCCUUAAAGUGGCCUGGUUUCCUUUCCUCUUGGAAUACUUCCUCUCUUAGGUUCUGUGAUUACCUAGAAAUCAUACUGGAAAAUCCCAUACUACCUGUACAGGCUCUGAAGAAAGACAUUUGACAUGAGUAAAGAUGCUGUGUUGGAAUCAGAUCCUCAAGAUCCAGCUGCUUGCUCAAAUAAUUAAAUACAGCAUUGCCAUAUUACCCAGAAAAUCUACCCCUAGGUAAUACACCUUAGAGAAAUGCAAACUUACGUCUGCACAGAAACUUGUACUAUAGCAGGAUUAUUCUUAGCAUCCAAAAAAUAACCCAGGUGCCCAUCAACUGAUAAAUCAAGAAACAAUGUGACAUACCAAUACAAUGGAGUAUUUAUUUGGCCCUUCAAAAAAAAAAAGAUGCUCUCAUACUUCAACAAGGAUGAACCUGGAUGUAAAAGACACAUACUUCAUUUAUAUGAAUUGUUCAGAAUAGGCAAGUUCAUAGAGAAAGAUAAGUGGUUCGUUCCCAGGUCAGAGGUGAGAAGAAAAUGAGAAGUGAUUGCUUUAUGGGUAUGGUGUUGCUUUGAGGGUAAUGAAAUGUUCUAGAAGUAAAAGCAGUGAUGUUUGCACAACUUUAAAAUUGUUAAAUUGUAUACUUUUUUUGGUACUGGGGAUUGAACUCACAACUUUGUAUAUAUGAUAAAUUUUAUAGUAUGUGAUAAUCUCAAUAAAGUUUAUAGAUAAAAAAGACUCAGCUGCUGUAGAUAAUACCUGAUGUAGGAGAAGCGUCAUUUAUCUGAGUAUUUUCAGAUUCCUUAAAUUGUGACCAAAGUAAAAUAUUUGCUUUAAGCUAAAGUUUUGAGAUGAGAAGCAACAGAUAAUCAAAGCUAUCCCUUCUCUGUGUUUGCUUCAUUCUUGCUCUGAUGUAGUGAUUCUGUAAAACCUUCAACAAUAUUGCUUUUUCCUCUGUUCUCACUUACCUGAACUCGUUCCUAGUUGAACUUAAAACCCACUUUCCCUAAUGUUAGGAGCUGGAGAAACAAACUGACCCUGAGUGGGCCCAGUGGUGUUACUGCCUUUCUCUAAGAAAUUCAUAACCCUACUUUGAAAUUCUCACUCACACUCCUCUUGCCUUUCUCCUCUUCCCCUUUUUCCUACUAUUCCAAACAGAAUCUCAUAAUAUGCUUCAUUGAAAAAAUAAACUCACUACCAUCCCAAAACAUUUUGCAGCUUUAAUCUCCAGCAUGUAUUUGGAGAUGGGCCUUUAGGUAGGAAUUUACACCACGAUAGAUUAGGCACUUAUAGGAAGAGAUGCCGUAGAGCUGCUCUCUGUUCUAUGUGAGAACACCGCAAGAAGGCAGCCAUCCACAACUGAGAAGAAUUCCGUCAUGAGAACCUGACUGCCUCUCUGUAAUCUCAGACUUCUAGCCUCCAGAUUGAAAAUAAAAAUUUCCGUUGUUUAAGCCA